Messenger RNA from Dromiciops gliroides (monito del monte), 926 nucleotides. It is a transcript of the gene SPDYE4, whose product is annotated as speedy/RINGO cell cycle regulator family member E4. The coding region runs from base 4 to 675 and encodes 223 amino acids. Gene Ontology annotation, biological process: positive regulation of cyclin-dependent protein serine/threonine kinase activity. Gene Ontology annotation, molecular function: protein kinase binding. Lineage: Eukaryota; Metazoa; Chordata; Mammalia; Microbiotheria; Microbiotheriidae. The record is from RefSeq and is a predicted model, not a curated record. The transcript has 6 exons.
ACCAUGGCCAGGUGUUUCCCUUUCUCUUCAUUUGUGGGCCAGCUCGCCCCUGCUGUUUCCCCAAAACCCUCUCCAGCACUGACGGUCAAAGAAGAAGUCCCAGGACCUUCAGGCACCUGGAUACCUCCUCGUUCACCUCCCAGGAGUAAAGGACAAAAGAGGAAACGUUCAGAUGGGACACCCACAGAAACCCAGGACACAUGGACUGUGAAGGGCAUGUCUGGUCUCAAAAUGAAGCUGAAGAGACGCAGGGUGUCCACAGUACGACCUGAGGAUCACAAGGCCUUCAACAGGCUGCUAGAGGACCCUGUUGUCCAGAACUUCCUGGCCUGGGACAAAAAAUAUCGGGUGUCAGACAAGUACCUCCUGGCAAUGAUCAUAGCCUACUUUGGCCGGGCUGGUCGUCCUUCCUGGCAAUACCAACGCCUCCAUUUCUUCCUGGCUCUCUACCUUGCCAAUGACAUGGAGGAAGAUCGCCAAGGGCCAAAGCAUAGCAUGUUUGCCUUCCUCUUUGGCCAAGACCGCACCCAGCGUGUCAAGUUCCAGUGGCUUCGGGCCCAGCUCUUCCGAGCCAUUGGUUGGAAGGCAUGGGUUACCCCAGAGGAGUGUGAGGAGAUUCAGGCAUAUCAGCCUGAACAUUGGGUAUGGAAGCGUGACCGGGCCCUCCUUCAGUAGGGCUCCAAAGGGAGGAGCCUAUGAGUAGAGGCUGGAGGCAGGAAUAACAGAGGAAGGUCCUUGUCAAAGUGGAGCAGAGAUGAGAUGAGAAGAUGGUCCUUUCAGGAGUGUGAAGGAGCUGUGACUCCCUCUGCUUACUACUUAAGAGGUCCUAACAUAGCCAACCUUAUAGCAAAACCAUCAGAUAGACCUAGUCAGCCCCAGACAGACCUAGUAAGCCUAGUAAGCAGAUCUGACCAGUCAGGGUAUAC